Messenger RNA from Blepharisma stoltei, 2757 nucleotides. The record is from the annotation of a GenBank genome assembly. NCBI's taxonomy places the organism in Eukaryota, Ciliophora, Heterotrichea, Heterotrichida, Blepharismidae.
AUGAAUUAUCUUUUUUCCCUACUUAAAUCAGAACCUAAAGAUGAUGAAUCCCAGCAAUCACCUGCCAAUCCCACAUCCUCAAAAAUUUUAGAUUCUGCUACUAAAAGAUCUUCAGCUAAAGCUCUUAUAAACCUCAAUAGCAAAUCCUAUGGUAAUUUUUAUUCAAGAUACCUCAAAAGAAGGCUAUGUUUUCGAUCACCCAGCGACCAAAAUGCAAGGUAUCAUGAAAGAAAUUUCUCGCCCUAAAUCUCACAUCUCAAAAAGAUCUCGCUCUGUUAAGCAAACUUUUCGUACAACUGACAAAAUAUCUAUAGAAAAGCAGGACAAUUCACAGCUUUUAAGUACAAUAGAAACAAUUGAAGGAAAGGCAAAAAUAGAAAUCAGUACAAAUAGGAAGCAUCCUUUAUUAAGGGCUAUAAAAAAUGAAUAUAUAGAAAAUUCCCAUAGAUGGCGCUGUUUGCCCUUGAUUUGCCCAUGAGAAAAACUUUUUGGUUUGACCAAACCAUAUGGGACUGGUCGAACCAAAAAAUUUCCCCAGUGGGCAAAUCAAGGGCAAACAGCGCCAUCUAUGGGAAUUUUUCUAUACUCAAAAGACGAAAAAGCUCCUUCGCAAACGACAACUGAAAAAUUUUUUAAUAAUUUGGCUAAAAGCAUGGACAAUUUGCAUAAAAGAGCACAAAGUCCUGAUGGAGCAACAAAACCCAAUUACAGACCAACUUUUACAAAUACUAGCUUAGAAAAUGCAUUUCAAAGAGUUCAUGAAAGUGAUAUGGGCUCUUGGCUUAAAAAGCGAGGAAUUAGUCGAUUAGAUGAAAAUCUCUACCAAAAUUUUUCAUCAGCACUUUAUGAGCAGCUAGAUACUAAACAAAGAGGGCAAAUUGAAGGAGAAGAAUUAAUAAAAGCACUGUUAAUGCUUGGUAUUGCAAGUGAUCCUGAAGUUCUAAGGAAAACCCUAUGUAUGAUUUUGAAAAAAGAUACAUUAAAAGACACAUAUGUAGCUUUAGAUGAUUUUAAAAGCUUAUUUCGGUCUAAUAUAUAUACAGACAGGAUUCUUGAAAUAUUAAACAGCUUAGCUUUAUCUGAAAGAAACAAAGUCAAGGAUAACGACAAAUUAGAUUUGGGCGAAAAUUGUGAUGAAUUUUCAUUUUUUCGAAGUAAAACUUUUGUUUUAUCAUUUCUAAAUAAAAUUUCUAAAGGUACUGAUAUUAAAAUCAAGCAAAAGCUUGACUUAAAUAUUACGAUAAAUGAGCAUCAAAGACUCCUUGAAAAAUGGUGGGCUGAAAUUGAUCCUAAAAAAACAAAUAAAAUCAAUAUUCAAAAUGUUGCUAAAAAGCUAAUCGUUCUGAAUAUUGCUGAAGAUGUUAAUGUUGGGAUCAAAUUAAUUCGAAAAAAUUCAGGAGCUGACACAACAGUUUCCUUUGAACAAUUUCAAAGAAUUUUUGCAAAAUCUAUGCUCAAAGGGUCUUUUAUAAAAUUAGCACAGAGGUUGAUUGAUGGGAAUUUUGCUUGUAAGGAAAUGUCGCCUUUAUUUAAAUUGACAUCAUAUCAGCGGUCUUUAAUCAUGUCUGGAAUAAAAUGCCCGAACUCAGAAAUUUCAGUGAAAGAAGGCACAAAUGCAUUGCAAGCUAUAGAAAAAUACAAAAAUAGCGAAGAAGGAGAGCAUAACUCCCACCCCCCCUCCGUGAGUGAACAAAACCAUUAGAAAAAUCGCCAUUUUUUUGCCAAAAACCCACCCUCGAGUGAACAAAAAUUUUUUAAUAGAAAAAUUUUUUAUGGAAAAAAAUUUUGAUAUAUAAGUGAUAAUUAGCAUAAUGAAAUAUAGUGCUAAUUCUGUUUAAUUUUUAACGAAUUGCUUUUUAAAACAUAAAUUUUAUAAAUUAAAUUAAUAUUUGCUUUCCAAUUUUUGCGAAUUAGAUUUUUUUAAAUUUCGAAAAAAAAUAUUUUUUAUAAAAUUUAUAUAUAAAUUUUUUUAAAAAAAAAAAAUUAUCCCCCCUCCGUGAGUGAACAAAAUUUUUUUGUUCACUCACGGAGGGGAGUAAGUAAAAACCAUAUAGACUAACCAAUGAAGAAAUUCAAGAAAAUAUGAUACAAUUAAUUAGAAGUUUUUACCAAAAUCAAUAUAAAAAUAAAACAACAAACUCGAAAUUUAAAAUUCCCAAAACUCCUAAUGAAUCAAAAAGGCGUGUAAACCUUCAAACAACAGAAGGUCAGGAAUUCAUAAAUAAACUUACAUCAACACAAUAUAAUGACCGUUAUGAGACUAAUGAAGAAUCUUUCAGCUUAUAUGAAGAAAGUGAUAAUUCUCCUAAAAAAGAUACAAUAAGGUCGCCAUGACAUAAAAGUGUAUAUGAUAACAAUGAAUGAACACAUAGAAUUAUCAGACUUGCUAAAACCCCAGAAGCUACAAAUAGGUAUGAUACAAUGACAGCUAAAUCAUACUCAAACUCCCCUGGCCGAAAAAAAUUGCUUGUAGGAGAAAGUCCAAGAGUCAGCCAACCAAAUAAAAAGAUUUUUGAUGCAAAUUUUGUGAUAAAUAAAUAUAUGAAGCUAGAUGGCAAAGAUGCAUCAAAAAGCCCUAAAACUCCUAAAGCUAGCACUUUUAAAUCAAAUAUUACUAAAAAUCGGUUUUUAACUCGAAUCCAAAACUUAAGAAAUCUGAAAAUCAAAGACGAAACCACAAGCGAUCUUUUGUCUACAUAUCAGAAUCUUGUAUCAUAUAUCCCAACUACAGAUAGUAAUUUUAAUAAAUUAAAAUAA